GGAAACUACGCCGAUGCGCACAAGGCGUACGGCCGGGCUCUGGAGCUCGACCCCGGCAGCGCGGAGGCCUAUGUCGCUCGCGGGGCCGCGCACGCCAACCAGCGCGCCUUUGCGGAUGCAGAGCGGGACCUGCGGCGGGCGCUGGAGCUGGACCCCGGCCACCGCAACGCAGCCACCUACCUC
This is a messenger RNA of Volvox carteri f. nagariensis, 183 nucleotides long. RefSeq lists its product as uncharacterized. The transcript has a single exon. Gene Ontology annotation, molecular function: protein binding. The record is from RefSeq and is a predicted model, not a curated record. NCBI's taxonomy places the organism in Eukaryota, Viridiplantae, Chlorophyta, Chlorophyceae, Chlamydomonadales, Volvocaceae. The annotation marks the transcript as partial.